AUGAUUUUCGUUGGCCUGUGGCAAUUCAUUGUCAUAAACGGAAACACGGAGAGAUAGCAGGGGGCAAGAUCCACUUGGCAAUGAAUAUUCAUGAGGACAACUACCUGUAAGGUAGCUCCGCCGGUGUGAAGGUAGGGCAGUAGUCGCUUCUACCUGUGCAGCGCUAUGUGUCCACCUGUCGGUAGCUAUGGCGUCCGGCCAUUCCACCCGGGUGCUCGGAUGUAAAAACAGGAUACACAGGAAUGUACAAGUAUUCAAUCUCAAUUUCUUGGAUAUAACACAAUCUGCGGUUGGAAAAUGACAACGCCCAGGAAAUCCAUGUCAGUCUGUUGCUGCAAGAUGCGCAGGGCGUGGCCAGUGAUCAUGCUAGUGCUGGUGCUGUUGGUCUCUACCGAGUUCUUCCUGGGUGGCCUGAGUCUGCUGACCAGAAGCAAGGCAGACGUGAACGUGGAGCUGCAGGACGGGUACUCUGACGUCAAGUCUCUCAUCGACUUGACGCCGGGCCGUGUCGGUAACCGGGGUACGUCUGGCCAGGUCCAGCAACCCGAGCGGAAGGAUAACCUCCCUGCGGGUACAGGCGAUGGUUUCCCGAGGGCAGGGGUCAAAGGUGGUGCAGCCAGCAACAAGAGGGCGCAGCCAACGUCGGCAGCAGUUUCCUCGGGGAGCAGCAGGAAUUCCACGUCGAAGGAGCCUCACGGAAACUGGAUUGUGGUGGAUUUUUCCAGCAAAGAUUGUCCCUCCCGUCAAAUGUUCCCUCCGGACUGGAAAGUUCUGGUUGUAGGACGCGAUACACCGCCCUCCGGUUGUGUCUCACCACUGUGCACAGUUUUUAACCCCGCCCCUCCUGCUACCCGCAAGAAGCCCUCACCGCUGGAGAAGGUGGCGUGGCAGCUAAACAAGGCGUACCUGUGGGCCAUCACUCAGGGGGCUGAGCAGCUCCUGGACUCGGACUGUCUGGCAGCCUCCAGCGAUGCCCUGCAGAUCCUCAGCCUGGACUCGACGACGGCAACGGGGCUGUUGUACAACGCCACCCGCCACUUCAACCCAUACGAGCACUUCGGCGCGUGGGGUGCAGUAUCGCGCGCUCGGCACGAGUCCCGGAACUUCACCUCGUCCUGGAACUCCCGCCAGUACGUCCUGCGCGACUUCACCAACGUGCUGGUCAAGCACGGCCUCAGCGACGGCGCCCACGACAUGGUUCAACGAGAGCAGUUUGUCGCUGGUGGGGAGCUGGACCCCAGCGACAUGAGUUUCGACUCGUCGGCGCCUCCUGUGUUCAUAGGUCACGAGACCUACUCGUCAGCUAUCUCCCAUUUCACCAUGUAUCACCAGAAGGCCUUCUGGGGCCUGCUGUUUCCCUGUCGGACACUAUCCCUGCGGUGCCGGGUCAUCCGCCAGGUCAUGACCCAGCGCAUGUUCAGGGAGCUCGACGCCUUCGCAGGCUUCUACCGCGUGACGACCACAGUCAGACCGCGGCGUGUCCGCCUGCCAGGUAUGUUGGGCACACACCUGCACAAGCUGGAAGAGGAUGUGAACCGCUGGGUGUGCCGCAAUCAGGCUUCUUUCUCCGAGUGCUUUGCGGAUUUGGCCAAGGUGCUGUGCACGCUGGACGACCUGGACUGCGGCGACCUGCAGAUCGUGGUCACGUGGCUGAGCGACCUGAAGGCUGCUGGACUUACAGAACCUGCUCGUGUCACCCGUGCAUGGCGUGGGGUCCGAAAGACUGGUGAAGUUACGGUAGCCCUGGGUAGUCUGAAGUUCAGUCUGGGUAGUGGGAGACAAGCCACAAAGCUUUUUCUUCAGACCGAGCUGGUCCAGCCGCUUCAAGCUGCGUGCAAAGGCAGUGACAGCGCCCAGAGCCUGCCGCCUGUGUCCCAGUGGACUUCGCCUGUCUACGACGACAUCGUGCUCGUGGUGGUCUUCAACUACAACAAGUUUCUGCUGGAAAAUCUGCCUUACCUGGAAGCUACGCACAGACCUUACUUCAAACAUAUCGUGUACUGUAUACCAAACGUGACGGAGAUGAUCGAGGAGCAAACCCUGCACCACGUGAUACUGAUCGAGGGUCUCAGCGUGGCCUGGUACUUGAUGUACGAGUGUCUAACCAACGCCGCCCGCAUCAACCUCCAGGGGGUGAGAGGCUACCUGCAGAUCGGCGACGACACUUUGCUGAGCACGUGGACGCUGCGGGACCUCCCGCUAGACUCGAUGUGGAUCCCACAGGGCACGUCCACGGAGCGUGCUGCGAAUGCCGAGCACCACUGGAAGUGGUACUGGUGGUCCAAGCCACAUGGCCGUCCUGGCGUCGUGCACGCGCUGGCCGAGCUGGAGGCCCUCAGCGGGCUGCUCAAGCAAGAGAAAGGAUUGGUCUGCCCCUCCUACUCCAAUGGUUUGUCCUCCCGCACCAACGCUAGCGCCUCCUGGAGGCUGACUACGAAAGGCCAGAGAACCUUCUCGGAUUUGCUCCAUCGCGGCAACAUCUCGCGGCCCAGGGAGCUGCCUGGGUCAGGGAGCUGGGCUCGACCUUCGACUGAGGACGCCACCCGGUUUGUAUGCAACUACUACGGUGCCAACCACAUGGCAGGCAAAGUGGUGCACCGCGCCGUGGACCUUUUCUACGUGCCGCAGACCAUGCGGGACUACUUCGUGGCCUUAGCGCGCCACUUCAUGCGCCAUCAGGUGCUGAUCGAGCUGGCCGUGCCGGUCAUCGCCAGCGGCCUGGAUGUCAAAGGUGGGCAAGUGCUGCACGUGAGUGUCAGCAGCCUGUGGAGCGCCGCCCGUGACCGCCCGCAAAACUUCUACAACGCCAAGAACGUCUUCCUGCAUCCCUUCAAGAUGCACGCCCAACUCUCCCAGCAGGACGGUAAGGACUUCUUUUGCGACGCGUACCUCGUCGACUUGUUUCGCAAGGACUGGCGAAAGCGGCGACCAGACUGAGGUGGAUGGAUUGGGAUAGGAAACAAAGUCAUCUGUGAAACUCUAAGCCAAGUACACAUGUGGGCUUACGUGAAAUCCAGGAAGUUCGACGGGUAUAAACUCGGUCCUCUUCAAAAUACCACUUCUGCUCAUGUCGUUAUCUUUAUAAGAGUUGCACGCAAAAUAAAGAAGGAAGAGGUACCGUUACAUUCCAUACACAGCGGCAUCUGUGGUGUCCGGACGGAGCGAAUACUUUCACAUUCCACACCUGGCAAAGCAUCCGAUGCUUAGGUAAAAAUAAUGACAGUCCACGCAUGGCCAUGGUCAGUGCUUACUUCCUCAAGUAUCAGACGCUUACCUUUCACGUGUAGCAGCUUAUCGUCAGACAUCAGAAAGCAACAUGGAAUCCAUUUGCAGCCUGAAAAAAAGAUAACUUGUCUUAAUCUUACCAGAACAAUAUCACAUGAACAUUCCGUAGAGUGACAGGAAAUGCACGAAAAUAAUUGCUUUUGUGGUCAAUUAUAUUUUUGACGAUGUUUCGGGGCGGACAGGUGAGUGAAUGCAUAAGGUAGACGAAAUAAUUAAGGCAAAAUCGAGAGUCAAGUGCCAGAGCCUCGGUUUCUCAACCGUCAUGAUGUUAGACCAGACCUGGGCAAACGCCGGCCCGCGGGCCGGAUCCGGCCCGCCUCCUGUCUCUGACCGGCCCGCCCGCUGGCCGCCCACCAGUAAAUAUACUAUAUAUACAGUAUUGGGUAAAACUGAGUUAACUAUAUUAGUCCGGCCCUCUAGAACCAUCCCAGUUUCUCAUCCGGCCCUCUAGAACCAUUCCAGUUUCUCAUCCGGCCCCUUGGGAAAAUUAAUUGCCCACCCGUGUUAGACCCUCAACCUCCGAAUCCCUGCCGCUCGCGAUUGGUCAAACAUUCCACACCCUUACUCCAAUCAUUCUCUUACCUAACUACGACGGAUCACUACCUGACUAGUACAUGAUGGACAGGUGGUCAUUCUGACUUUCUUUUCCCGCCUACUACCACCCCCCUAAAAAAAUCACUUUCUUCCCCCUUCCCAGCACUAAGACAAGAGGGAAAAGAAGCCCCACAAAGUCUGGCUUCCUGUUGAUGUAUAUAUAUAUAAACUACACAAACGUGCCUUGCAGGUCUGCUAUGUCUGACCAACAGGCUAGGAUACAAUGAUUGUCGGCGUGUUGCUCUACCAGGAGUUGUGUUCAUGGAACGAUCUGAUUGUUCAGUGAAAGUUCUGCCACUCCACCAGAGGUUGGAACUGAGCUUCCAAAAACUGUCAUAAUAGCGUUCACCUACUUUUACAGAGCUUUCUUGACAUAUCGAAGAUUGCAUACAAUGACAAAGACAGUGAAAGCAUCUAUGCUGAUGGCAUUCACCUGAUCUCAACACGAUUGGCCACACUAACCAGGAACGCAAUGAACAUUUUGCUUUGAGACCAGUUUCCAUUUAUUAGUAUUAUGUCUGUGUUUUUAUUUUUUAAGCGCUUUGAGAUAGCUUAUGAUGGUGGGGUGAAGCGCUGUAUAAACUGACUUCAUUAUUAUUGUGAUUCAACAAAACAAGAAAACAAAAAAUAUCGGCUGUCCCACAGGAUGCAGACCUGUAUGUCUUUCGAUUUCCUAAUGACCCACUCGGUCUACUUUGUCUUGCAACAUCUGUUUGUUUGGGCUUGCUUUUGUUUUGCUUUUCUUUUUGGCAAAGUCUUUCAAAUAUCACUUUAAAAUCUGAAUAUGAUACAAGUGAUUUUACAGUUAUCAGCGUUUGCUGUUUUAUUUUUACGUCUAUUUGGUUUUUGUUAAAUACAGCGAGUUGUUGAAUAUGU
This is a messenger RNA of Pomacea canaliculata, 4755 nucleotides long. RefSeq lists its product as uncharacterized. The transcript is spliced from 8 exons. The record is from RefSeq and is a predicted model, not a curated record. NCBI's taxonomy places the organism in Eukaryota, Metazoa, Mollusca, Gastropoda, Architaenioglossa, Ampullariidae. Bases 298 to 2937 code for a protein of 879 amino acids.